Molecule: messenger RNA, 3626 nt
Organism: Uranotaenia lowii
Lineage: Eukaryota; Metazoa; Arthropoda; Insecta; Diptera; Culicidae
Gene: CARPA
Product: carbonic anhydrase-related protein 10
Exons: 9
Coding region: 1170-2186 (338 amino acids)
Molecular function (GO): zinc ion binding; carbonate dehydratase activity
Source: RefSeq, a predicted model, not a curated record
GUCUGGCGAAUCGGUCGCACAAACGAAAACGUGGUCUCGAUACGCGCGGUUUUCAAAAAAGAUUGAACUAGUUCUCCUGGCGAGGAUGGCAUGAUGAUGAAUUCUUCUUUCUCCGGUUUCCGGUUCCGGUGGGCAGUUUUGUGUGCCGGUCGUUGUUGGUGAAUCGAUCUCGGAGGUCUGUCGCCACACCGUAGUGACCUCAGCUGGUUGACGUUUGUAAGUUUAUUCGUUUGCUGGUGUUAGUGUAAAGUUUCGUUUUUAAAUGACAGUGGUCCCAGAUUGCUACCUUAGGGUCGACGCGAGUUUGGUUACGGUUUUGGUCUUUUCGAAAGGAUUUUUUUCGAAACAAAAUGGGAUAACGGAACCUAGCCUUUGGUCAAAACAAAGCGUCUCUGAUCCGGCUUUCUGAUAAAGCCCCGAUGAGAAACAACAAACGUGGACCGGUGAUUUAAAUUUAAAUUGAAUGAGAAUAUUAAGUAUCCGGAUCCAGAGAGCUUGUGUGUGUGGUCCUGUGGUGUUGUUGAAAAAAUGUCGUGUUGAAAUAGAAUAAAAUGGCAACAGUGAAAACGAAAAUGACGGAAAAUAAAUAAAUAAACGGCAAAAAAAUCAUAACCAGUGCAGCCCGGCUGGUCGUGACAUCUACCGGAAGAGAAAAAAACUAAAUCAACUCCAGCUUCGUGAAAUGAAAUAGGAGGGGGGAAAUUAAGUGCGAAAUCCUAACCUUCUGUGAUCCCAGCUUUGGAGUUCGGAGUUCGUCAAAUGUGGGUGACUCAAGGGGGAAAAAGCGAGUGUACUCAACCCAAAGUGAAGAAAGUUUUUCACGAGCGUUUUUUUUACGGGGGGAAAGUGUUAUUUUUAAUUACGUAUUUAAGUAUGUGUGUGUGAAUUUGCGUCUGUUUUUUCGCCCUCUCCAUGUUGAGUUAAUUGAAAAUAAUUACCCGUUAAAUGGUUGGCUGUAUUAGUAAGAGUGAGAGUGCAUUUAAAGGAGUAAUGCUGCGGAUUUGAGGAGCUCUACGACCAUUAGUUGUUAUUUCGGUCAGAUUCGUCGAAGCGGUUAAAGUGAAGUUUUAAUGAAAAUCAACAACAAUUACUUAGCUUUGGGUCGACUCCAGUUCCCAAUUAAAACCUAAUUCUUCUCAUCAUCGAAGAGACUGCCGAAAUACAUCAAAAUGCUAGCUAAACUAGGUGUAAAUAUAGUUCUUCUUAUUAUACUAGGAAAAGAAAUCAAGGCCAGCUGGGAAGAAUGGUGGACGUACGAUGGCAUCUCAGGUCCCGCCUUCUGGGGUCUGAUCAACCCGCAGUGGAACAUGUGCAACAAGGGCAGGCGCCAGUCGCCGAUCAAUGUCGAGCCGGAAAAGCUGCUCUUCGAUCCGUAUCUCCGGUCGCUGCACAUCGAUAAGCACAAGAUUUCCGGCACGCUGCACAACACCGGACAGUCGUUGGUUUUUCGGGUGGAAAAGGACACCAAACAGCAUGUAAAUAUCUCGAGCGGUCCGCUGGCCUAUCGCUAUCAGUUCGAGGAAAUCUACUUCCACUAUGGGACCGAUAACAAUCAGGGCUCCGAACAUCACAUUCACGGGUACAGCUUUCCGGGAGAGAUUCAAUUGUACGGAUUCAACAAGGAGCUGUACCACAACAUGAGCGAAGCCCAGCACAAGGCUCAGGGCAUCGUCGGUAUUUCGUUGAUGGUCCAGAUUGGAGACACGCCCAACCCGGAGCUGCGGAUAAUCACCAGCACCUUCAACAAGGUGCUGUACAAAGGUUCUUCCACCCCCAUACGGCACAUCUCGCUGCGCUCGCUGCUCCCCAAUACGGAACAGUACAUGACCUACGAGGGUUCGACGACGCACCCCGGCUGCUGGGAGAGCACGGUAUGGAUCAUCCUCAACAAACCGAUCUACAUCACCAAACAGGAGCUCUACGCUCUCCGGAAACUGAUGCAGGGUUCGGAACAAACUCCCAAGGCACCCCUAGGGAACAAUGUGAGGCCGCUUCAGGCGCUGCACCAUCGAACGGUGCGAACCAACAUAGACUUUGCGCAAACCAGUGCAAAUAAGAACCAAGCCUGUCCAACGAUGAACAAGGACAUGUUCUACAAGGCGAACCGCUGGACCUCGGAUCUGACGGCCCGUGGUCGAGAGCGUGCCCUGCCCGAUAUCGACACCGUGUACUCGUCGCUCCCCUAGUGGCACUGGCGUGGGGGUGGCAAUCACCCUCCGCCGAAAUAAAGCCCUUUCCAGAGAUGGGAUUUUUCUAGUUUAGGUACCGAUAUUUUAGGGUAUUAUCGCAAGGUCAUUUGUACAUUGUAAACUGCUUGUUGUUACUAGGUCUGUACUGUAAUAGGGCUUACCGGAAAGCGUUUCCUGGACGGCCAACCGAAUGCCAAAUAGAAAAAAAACCGAAGAGUUUUGUCUGGAAAUAUUGUAGAUUUUAAAAGCGCAAAUUUGUAUGUCACAGAACUGUCAAAGACAGUGGGUAAACUUGGAUGAGCGUGUGUGAGCCGAUGAUGUGAAAAUAUUACCGUAACCCUUUUCAAGAGGUGGACAAUAAUUCGAAUCUCAUAGCUAAAUUCCAUUAGUUUCAACAAUCAUUUCUAUCAUCGCAAAAACUAACCGCACUAGCCCAAUGUAUAUGAAGCCCCAGUAUUCCUAUAGAAAAUUAACAAAAAUUACACUUGUAAAUUAAACUACCCAGGGGGAUGACAACUCAUUUUAUAUUUAUAAAAAAAAACAGAAAUAACUACAUGAAAUAAAAACUCCGCAAAACGUCAGAGGCCACCCUUCAUUGUUGCUUGUUGCAAAACGAAGUCGAUGUUGUUAAACGAAACAAAAGUGUAAACAAAUUUGACAGAAAGCUAACAAAUUCAUUAACCCAUACGUGCAGUAUAAUCUAGGAUACCAACAUUGAAAUACUCUAAAGGAAAAGACACAUAACCUACACGAUUAGGACAAAGAAAAGUGCUUCUCAACUCUAAACAUAACUUUAUCCAAUCUAACCACUAAUACAAAAAGUAUUUAUAUGAACAUGGUGUAGCACUACGAACAAAAAACAAAAAAAAACAGUUGAGUUCGGACUAAAAUUAUAAAUAAUGCCUAACUGAUCUAGCAAAAGGUAAACAAACAAACUAGUUACAAAUGUAAACAUCAAAACAAAAACGAAACCAGGAUUAGUAGAUUUUACAACAGGAUGCCUAUGAAACAAAUAAAACAAAAACUAACUAACAAAUAUUUAGUCACUUGUAAAAUAUGCCUAUAGCUCCCCUAUCUAAUGUUACCUGUGUUGAGUUGAACCCACUCUGCUACCUUCCCGUUUUCCAAAGCAAAACCUAAACAAACAAAAACUACAAACCAAUUAUUGAGGAGAAGAUUGUAAAAAAAAAAAAACAAACAAACAAACAAACAUAGUCUUACACGAAACCAUCAACAAUAACCAUCAAACUUACAUGCUGCUGAGUGGCGUCUGUGACAAUUAUUGAAUCAUAUGAACAAAAACAAAAACAAAACAACGACACAACCAAUCGCGGGGUAGUUACUUUUCCUAAGGGUCGAAACAGGCCUCCAACGGAGGAAACUUCCCAUGCGUUGGAACUGUUUUGUUUCUUUUGCGAUUUUGUGUUUUUCUCAUAG